AUGAUUAAUCCUCAUAACGUUUCUCGUCUCGUCUCCAAUUAUAUAUCAGAAUUACUUCCGUCUUCCAAUCUAACGAAUGCCUACACUCCUCGUGAUGAGGAUGUGGCUCGGCAUAUUGUCCAUACUAUUGAAUCUGUUCUGGACUGUACACAUUAUAGUUUUGAAACAGAAGAAACACUGGAUUUUAUUUACAACUUUGGUGAACAAACUGAAGACACUGAAAUAGACUCUGAUGAUGAAAAUGAUGAAAGCUAUACAGAAGAAGAUGUAGAAGAGAAAGAUAACGGUUUAUUAAAUCACUUUUCUCUUGAGUAUAUGCAAAAAGCCGUUGAUUAUUACGAUGAAGUGAAUGUGAAUACUGGUAAAAAGAGCCAUUCAUGGAGUAGUUUUCAAAGACGUUUCAGAAGAAUAAAAGAUAAAAACUAUAUCAACCGUUUCCGCACAUAUUUACAACAGAAAGGAACCAAAAAACACAAGCUUGAAGAAAUUGAUGCGUUUGUGUGCAGUUCAUUCGAGAAAGCUCGUGAUCAGUUUUUAUUCACACAUGAUAUACAAUUAAGACGUUGGGCGCUUCAAAAAGCACAUGAACUGGAAGAGCAUAGUUUUCUGGCUAGUGAAAAGUGGCUUCGUAAUUUCAAGCAUAGACAUGGAAUUUGUAGUCGUCAUGUGACUAAACUCGUGACAAUGAAAGAAGUUGAAAACGUGGAUACAAUCAAUGAAUCAGCUGAAAAAUUUGUAUCAGAUGUCAAAAAACUACUUCCAAGUUACAACGAAUCCAACGUGUUUAAUACUGAUCAGUUAGGAUUAGAGUUGGAGAUGCAUUCAAAUCGUACAUUAUCAUUUGAAGGAGAAAAAAUAGCAGCAGCAACAGUUCGUUCAAAGCACAAUAUUACACAUAGUUAUACAGUUCAACCAAUCCUUUCAAUGGAGGGUACACCAGUUGGACCUUUGUUCUUAUGUCUAAAAGAAGCCAACGGACAUAUGAGCGAUAAUAUUAAACAGAAUCUCUUUAAAACAGAUAACGUUGUACUCACCUGUAGUAAAUCCGGUAAAUUGACAACAAGUCUGGUUCAGUAUUGGAGUGAUAAUGUGUUAUUACCUUUGGUUGGUAAUAGAAAGUGUAUUCUGUUAAGUGACUACUGGGGAGGUCAAAGGACUGAUAAACUUUACGAAAAAAUGAAACAUCUUAAACGGGUUGAAAUUCCAAAAAGUACCACGUCAAUGAUACAGCCGCUUGAUGUUGGAUGGAAUCGUCAGUAUAAGUACUUUAUACGACAGAUGUACGAUCAUGUUCGCCUAUACGAUUUAGAUGUUAAUUUAGCGCAACGUAAUAACAUUAUUAAAAUGAACAGUUUAGCAUAUAACCAAAUGACGUCACCCAAAUUCAAACCAAUGGGCCGUUACGCCUGGUAUCAGUCUGGAUAUCUCGAAGAUAAUCCAGGUCCAUUUCAAAAUACAAAAGAACUGUGUUUCUCGUUCGGUGAUCAACGUUGUAGUGAAUUCCAGUGUAAAGUAAUGCCCUUCGUGAAGUAAAAUGAAGAUUUAAUGGAUGUACAUGAAAGAGAAAUCUUAGAACUUCAUUCUCGUUUAAAUAAAUUAAUGGUUUCAUACGAUGAAACUAUUUCAAAUAACUCUGUACUUCAAUUUGAAAUGGAUACGUAUCGUCGUUUACUUAAAUCAGAAAAAACUCAUGUUAAAAAAAUGAAUAAUGCUCCUGCUACUUCUUUAGCAUCGAAUACAACAACAAUUCCUCCUCGUCGUCGAACUGAUUUACCAUCACCAUCUGUCAAACCACUACCAUCAACUCAUAUUGAUACCAAAACUGAUCAAACUCAAAUGCAAGCUAAAACCACUUUCCAAAGAUCUGCUAAAGGUCCAAUUAAUAUUAAUGAAUGUUCACCUGAUGGAAAAUAUAUUAAAUUAGCAAAUACAUCAAAAAAUAAGGAUAUUGAUUUAACUGGAUGGCGUCUUUUAAGAAAAGUUGAUAAUUCACCUGAAAUAACAUAUUCAAUUCCGUCAGGUUUUAAAUUAGCUUCAGGAAAAUAUGUUAACAUUCAUGCACGAGGACAAGCCAAAGAAAGAUCACCAUAUGAUCUUAUUUUAGAUGCACAUGAAUCAUGGGGUAUUGGUGUUAGUGUUAUUACACGUCUUUUAAACGAACAAAAUAAAGAGGUAGCAAUACAUAUACAAAAAACUGGUUAUGCUGCAUAA
This is a messenger RNA of Rotaria sp. Silwood2, 2211 nucleotides long. NCBI's taxonomy places the organism in Eukaryota, Metazoa, Rotifera, Eurotatoria, Philodinida, Philodinidae. The record is from the annotation of a GenBank genome assembly.